AUGGAGUUGGACUUGAGCCCAGGCAGCUGGGCCGCAACCGCGUGGCUGCAGUUCCCGACGAAAACAGCCCAAUUCCCGAGAGAGGAGCACCUCACCAGAUCCCCACCGUCCGGGUCAUACCUAUCCACGUCGAAAUCAAUAGUCACACUGGCGGGACUUUGCUCUAAGAUCCUGUACUCUUCUCCACACAAUCCCUCCUCCGAGUCCAAUAUGUCUGUCCUAUGUGGAGUCACAAACAGGAUGUCCCGGCCCGCGACCACCAUCCGAGUCAUGGGCACGGGGAACGCUUUACGGCGAAUCGUACGGGCUACGACGAGUGAUAAAGAAGCCACCGAUGGUUGGUUGCUACGCGCUGUCAUCUUCGUUGAGCCAUUUGAGAAGCACAGAUUAGAUAGAUGUGAUGUUCUAAAGUCUACAAGAUCACAGCUAGAACGUGAGAUGGCAUUGGAGGAUGUGUCGAAU
Striga asiatica is the source of this 462-nucleotide messenger RNA. Lineage: Eukaryota; Viridiplantae; Streptophyta; Magnoliopsida; Lamiales; Orobanchaceae. The record is from the annotation of a GenBank genome assembly.